This is a messenger RNA of Mya arenaria, 1461 nucleotides long. RefSeq names its product protocadherin-15-like. The transcript has a single exon. The record is from RefSeq and is a predicted model, not a curated record. The coding region runs from base 1 to 1461 and encodes 486 amino acids. Lineage: Eukaryota; Metazoa; Mollusca; Bivalvia; Myida; Myidae.
AUGGUGGUUCUAAAUUCUACCGACAUGUAUGAAUGUCGAGUGUUAUACAUCGGAAGUGCGCCUCCUAUAGAGACGUUGAAGGGGACGGAAGCGUUACAGGAGCCGCUGAAUCAGCGUUAUCCGUCAAAUCUCGAUGACGUUGAGGGAAUUGACGCCAACGUACGGGUACUUCCGACGGCGCUGGAGAUUACGUAUGUCGCUUCCGGUCAGCAGCUGCUCUUCCCGUUAGAGCGACUCGCAAUCUGCGCCGCCGUACGCGCGGUCAUCAUGACGGACGGCACAACAGGUGAACAGACGCGCCGAUUUGUUCCGGUCAACGAACUGUCGCCGGAGCACGGCCGUCAUCCGGCUAUUUUCUCGGCCAUAAUUCGCCGGAGCCAGGGACGUCAAAUCGCGGAGUGUCAUGCUUUCAUCUGCAACUCCACCCGGGACGCCCUCCAUCUUGUGAAUGCUACAGCUUCUGCAAACAUGCAUUUAAAACAAAGAAAGGGAAACUAUACGACAACAACAAACGGAAACGAUGACGUCAUCAUUCAAGCGCAGGUUGUGAACGGUUACGCUGAAAAUGGUGCACAUGAACAUACUACGAAUACGGACCGCGACUGGGAUCGAGUUGAUAGAGAGGUCUACAUCAAAACCGUCGGCGAUAUGGACAAUACUCAUUAUCAGAUUGAACAAUCUCAGGUCCAGUCCGAACCACCGGAAACUAUCUAUAUUACUUUCGACAAGUCCAAUUUGAGACCGAAAGGUGAUGACACGCUAGAAGUUGUCAGCACCCCAGCCCCACAUGCAACCGCAACGGAAUACGCAGAGAGACGUUAUUUCGCCCCGCCCACUCCCGCACCGCGUACAAUUGUAGUGCCGCGGCCGAUGUACGCUCAGCCACGUUACACGACAAAACGGCCGGUAGCACCGCCUAUGCAACCCGCCCCAGCAAGGUUUGUCUACUCUAGGCCACUUCCGCAACCACCACCGCAACCAGUUUUCAUGCGGCCGCCCCCGAGGCCAAUGUACAUACGGCCUCCGCCGCCACAACCAAUGUAUGCUCGUCGGUUUAUGACGCCUCAGCCUAUACCAAUGCGGUACGUCGCCCCAGCACCCAUGUACAUGCGAACACGGGCGCGCUCUGCGUCCCCUAUGCGCUACGCGUCGUCAGACAUCCGUGCAAAUAAAGGGCGCUAUCAGCCCAAAUGGGAGGGCCGCCCAAAUAGUGAAAACGGACUAAGAAUGUCCCGACGGGAUAUGUUUCUAAAUGAGAAGGCCUUCUCCCGUAGGAUGCACGCGGAUAACAGAAUUUCGCGAUCCACAGCUGCCUACCACUACCCGACGGCGUACGACCUCCACGAUGCCAUGUUAUACGACCGGCCGACGACGAAAUCCAACCCUCGGUACAGCAGCUCCGACAGCAGCUCGGACAAGGGUGACCGUAGAAGGUCGCCGCGUAGAUCAACCCGAAGAUAA